GACUUUAUCACUCUCUUCCUUUCUAGUAGUGGUCCUUUUCUCUCCCCUCAUUCCUUCAGGUUCACUUCCAGCAAGCUUUUUUUCAGCUUGUCUGAUCAGAUAAUGGGAGCAAUACCAAGAAAGACAUAAGAACAGAAUACCGGAAAUACCUAGCCAAAUACCCAAAACUAUUGAGAAAAGAGUUCAGAAUUUUACAGCGUCAUACACACAGAUCUUCCAAAGGCCACUCCAUCUCCACCUGGUGCUGAUCAUUUGCUGGCUCAAAAUGUUGUUUACACUUGGACUUCUUUUACUUCUUACCCCAUUUCCCUCCUUUCAAACCACAACCAAUGAGAAGAGAAAUGUCACAGGAAGUGACAUGAUCAAACCCAAAACUGUAUCAACCCUUUCAACACCAAAGACCACUGUGGUACUUGCCAAACAGGCUGUUAGUCUCUCCCUAAAGCCGAACACAGUACUUCAGGGUCUAGCAACCAACCAAAAGCCUCCAACAGUGAAUUCUACAGUGACUAUCAAAAGUAAGCCCAGCCCCACUGGAAGAUAUACAACUCCUACAGCAUCUGUAAAGCCUACCAGUCCUGCUGUAAGCAACAGAGACAAGCUCUCAGUCAACCAGACUGAUCUAACUAAACAUCCUCCAGCCAAUGAAGUAAAGGAUAAAAAAGACAAACCUGCCCCAACAGCAGCUCCAAAUGUUGAGUCAACUUCUACAAUGUCUACUUCAGCUAGUGGUGCUAAAACCAAAGACAAAACCCAACCCUCACUGAAUCAAAUGGUUUUGAUGAAGUCUCUUUCAAGGGUUAAGGGAAAGACGGUCAAAGACAUGCCUACCACCAGCAAGAGUCCAAAUGUUCAAGCCACAUCCCCAAAGACUGCUUCCACUAGCAAUGCUAAAACCAAAGACAAAACCCAACCUUCAGUCAAUCAAACUGUUUCAAUUAAAUCCCCUUCCAGCAAAGAUGGAAAAGACAAGUCUACACCUAAUGAAGCACCAAAUACUCAGUUAGCAUCCACGAUGUCUGCUGCCAUCAACAAUGUCAAAACCACCAAAGACAUACUCCAGCCUUCAGUAAAUCAGACUGUGUCAAUUAAAUCCCCUUUAAAUAAAGAGGGAAAAGACAAGCCUACCUCCCCUGACACAUCAACUAUUCAGCCAGCAUCUGCAAAGUCCACUUCAGCCAAUAGCACUAAAACAUCCAAAGGAAACAUACAAACCUCAGUCAAUCAAACAGUUUCAACAAAAUCUCAUUCAAGUAAUGAGAGAAUGACUGUCAAAGACCAGCCUGCCCCCACUGUAGUUCCAAGUGUUCAGACAACUUCCUCAAAACCUGCUUCAGCCAGCAGUGUCAAAACCACUAAGGAUAAACUCCAACCCUCAGUCAAUCAAACAGUUUUAACAAAAUCUCCUUCUGCCCCCACCAUCAUUCAAAAUGUUCAGUCAACAUCCCCAAAGUCUGCCAGUGGUGCAAAACCCACCAAAAGCAAGCACACAGCCUCAAUCAGUGAGACUGUUUUAGUCAAACCCCCCUCAAGUAGUGACGUAAAGAAAGCCAAAGACAAGCCUGCCCUCUCAGUCACUCAGACUGGAGUGUCAACACCAAUAAAGGCUGCUUCAUCUAACAGUACUGCUGCUGACAAAGACAAGGCCACAGCCUCGGGCAAUCAGACAUCAGCAACCAAAUCUCCUACAACCACUGCCAGUGCUAAAGCCACCAAAGAAAAACCUCAGCAACCAAUCAAUGUGGUCAUUAGUGAAGGCUGUGACUCAAGCCAGACCAAGGAGCAGGAGCUGAAGCUGAAGCCUGGCUCACCGCUUGUGAUGACACAUAAAAUCAGCCUGCUGCCUGGUGGCUGCGGGGGGGACUGUGAGGCUGAGAUGGCUGCACUGAAAGAUCGUGUGACUCGGCUGGAAAGGGAGAUGUCCUCAAUGAAAGAGAAAUGUCCAUGUUCUGUAAGUUGUCCAAAUGAGUGUAGUGGUAAUGGGCAAUGUGAGAAAGGCAAAUGUGUCUGUCAUCAGGGAUUUGUGGGUCCAGACUGCAGUAAGUGUGCACAUGGAGUCGAGUGCAAUAAAAAAGCUGCCAAAGGGAAGGUCAAGGUAACAGUGGAGACGGUGAGCUUGCAGGUGAAAAAACACAGCAGUGCCAUCAAGGACAGCACACAGGCAAAAGUCACAAAAGUAGAACAAACCCUCUUCCAAAAGAAGGACCAGAAGAAAGUGACUGAAUCUAAAGACGUUGAUACCAAACCCAAAGAAGCCACGAAUACGAGAACCAACCUUCUUAAAAUAUUAACAAAUCAAGAAACAUCUGCUAAAAAAGUAACUAGGAAAGGCUCUUCAAGUAAAACAAAGUCCAGUAAACCAACUGUUGGUCAAGUUAUGUUGAAGCAUGACAGAAGAAAACAAGAGGAAUUACGCAAAGCUAAAACUAUCGUCUCUAAGAAGGUCCUCUCAAAAACUGACCUUAAGCUUGACAUCACUGUUAAAGAUGGACCCACAGGGAAAAUCUUCCCUAAAUCUGAACAACUCAGAGACCAGCCUCAAAGUAAUGUAAGCUUGAGCAAAGUGAGGAAAUCUGAAGGAACAUCUAAAAUUGGAACCAUUCUUUCCAAAGCUGAGGUGGCAAACAAAACAAGAACAGAGGCAGGUGCCAUGGAGCAGUCCACAUUGGUUGAGAAGAAUUUUACUCAGUUGUCAGGACACAAACACAUUAAAAAGGUCAAAGUAGAUAAUAUAAAUGUUACAAAGACAACACAAUCUGAUGCUCUUAAGGCAGGAAAGGGGAAGAUUACACAGAAGAGUCAGUAUAUAAUAAAUGCAACUGUUGCAGCAUCUUCAGAUGAAGCUAGAGCUCUGCAGAACAAAACAGCUGGUCCUGUUUCUGGGGUCACAACCAGGAGGAUGGGAACAUCUGGAUUAGGAUCUGUGAAGGUAGUGAAUAUCUCUUCCUACAGCUUCACUGUCACAUGGUUAGCGCCACAAGGCAUGUUCAAAAGCUUCACUGUGAUCAGAAGAGAGCCAGCAACAGAGGGCGAUGAAGAUCACGAAGAGUUUGAAGAGGAGGCACUUGAUGGAACCAUUGCCUCAUCAAUAAAAAACACAACAGAGGUCCAGCUGCAGGGUGAGGGCACCAAUGUAACCAUCUCUUCUGCUAAAUCAGUUGAAUCCAGAGGCAGAGCUGAAAGCAAGAGAAUCUCCAUGGUUGUACCUGGCAACGUUCGUUCUGUGGAGUUCAGCAACCUUCGGUCACACACACGUUAUGUCCUGUACAUAUAUGGGACUGCUUCUGCCAGGAGAUCCAAAAUUCACAGAGUGACUGCAACUACAGGUCCAGAGCCAGCCACAGAAAUGAUUUUUAGCAAUGUAACAGAAUCAUCAAUCAGUGUGUCCUGGUCCAAACCAAAGACCACAUUCACAGGUUUCAUGGUCACAUACACCCACUCUGCCACAGGAGAAACCGGAUCUGUGACUGUGGAUUCUGAACAGUCUUAUGUGGUGUUGUCCAAAUUGUCUUCUGGGUCUUCCUACAUAAUCAGUGUUGUCACGACACACGGCAGAUCCCAAAGUGAUGUCCUCACUUCCACGAUUACCACAGUUCCUGCCCCUCCAACACAGCUUCAGGUCAUCAAUGCAACAGAUACCAGAGCAGUGGUGCAAUGGACGCCCAGUUUGGGAAAAGUUGACCGCUUUAUCAUCACCUAUGAGUCUUCUAAGACUCCAAAUGUGACGGUGACAGUAAUGCUGCACGGGAACUCAGUGGAGCACCAGCUGAGAGGACUGCAGAGAGGAACCCUCUACACAGUCAAAGUCAUGAGCCAGAAAGACAGCCUUCAGAGUACUGCCAUUCAAACUACAUUUUCUACUGCCUAUGUGGUUAAAGCCAGAGAGGUGAGUUCUCGCUCUGCAGUGAUAACUUGGAGAACAUCCACUGUGGUGUAUCACAGCUAUAGACUGAUCUACUGGGUAGCAGGAGGGGAGACAAAGGAAGUCAUUGUGGACACUACAGUCACAGAAUAUACGCUGACGGGGUUGUUGCCCAUGUCAGCCUAUAAUGUUUUGGUGGAAGGUGAGAAAGAUGGACGCUACACAUCUAUUGUCACCACAGAAUUCAUCACAGGGAAAGUACGCUUCCCCUAUCCUACUGAGUGCUCUCAAGAGCUUCUGAAUGGAGCAUUGCAGUCAGGAGAGGUGGAUAUCUACCCUCAAGGAAAAGAAGGGCCAUCAGUCAGAGUCUACUGUGACAUGGAGACAGAUGGUGGCGGCUGGACGGUGCUCCAGAGGAGGAUGAAUGGAAAGACAGAUUUUUACAGAACAUGGAGCGAUUACAGCACUGGCUUUGGAAAUCUAAGUGAAGAAUUCUGGCUCGGAAAUGAGCUUCUGCACAACCUGACCAGUGCUGGCCCCGUGAGUCUGAGGGUGGAUAUGCAAGACGGAAAUGACACUGCUUAUGCUCACUACGCCAACUUCUCAGUUGAAUCAGAGGACAGACAUUAUGCUCUUAUGGUGUCUGGGUACACAGGAACAGCAGGUGACUCUAUGAGGUACCAUAAUGGGCGUCCAUUCUCAACUCGGGACAAGGACCCUGAUCCUUUGGGGAUCCACUGUUCCAGGGCCUAUAUGGGAGGCUGGUGGUACAAGAACUGCUACAAGACUAACCUCAAUGGUCUUUAUGGCACCAACAGCGAUAACCUGGGAGUGGUUUGGAUAGACUGGAAAGGAAAAGAUUCCUCCAUUCCCUUCACUGAGAUGAAAUUCAGACCAUCCAGGUUCUCUCCAGCAACUCAUGGCUGAGGAUAUGACGCAGUUCCCAGCCAAAAAACCCCCAAAAAACCAAAAAAGCAAUCAAGAAUAAGUGACUCUGUGUGACUUUCUAACUAAAUUAGAAACGAUGUUAAAAGCACCAAGAUUUUUUUUUUUCUGUUUUAUUGUUGUGCAUCAUCUGCUGGUUCUAGGGGAAAGUUACCAACAGAAAAAACAUUUUAUUGUAACUUUUAUACAUGUGUACUAUUUCGCAUAAACCUUCAUCUCACAGUUUUGUUUGUAUCUUUGUGCACCACCAAGGUUUGCCAACCCACUACUACUGUACUUUAAUAUGCACUGUCUCAUUUGAUUGGAAAAUAAAUGUGGCUGAAGUGUAAUUGUUUUGUUUUGUAAAAGUAAAUGAAACCAUCCAAAUCUU
Molecule: messenger RNA, 5177 nt
Organism: Thalassophryne amazonica
Lineage: Eukaryota; Metazoa; Chordata; Actinopteri; Batrachoidiformes; Batrachoididae
Gene: tnxba
Product: tenascin XBa
Exons: 15
Coding region: 266-4789 (1507 amino acids)
Molecular function (GO): protein binding
Source: RefSeq, a predicted model, not a curated record